AUGGGAUCAAACAGUACCAAGCCUUCAAGUCUCCCUCCCUUGGAGUCCACUCGAAUCCCCUUUUUACACGUUUUUGAAUGUCAAAGUUCGUCAGGCGAACUUUUAUCAUCCAAUUCAAUUCGGCAGGAUCGAAGGCACAGGAAAGUGAUAUCCGAUGUACAUCUGAAGAGCAAACGCGACGGGAUAUACGAAGUUGAGUUCCGUCCUCGUCGUCUCAAACCUCAGGAUGAAAUACCCCACGAAGAUGGAGAAACUGGACUUAAGAAUAACACGAGGAUCUUCCAGAGACAAGGUGGGAGAGACCAUGAGGGAUUGAAUGACUUUGCACCCUACCUGACCAAGUUGAUCGAAACCAUCCCGACUGAAGAUUUGAGAUCAGCCGAAUUGACAUGGUACGAUGAUCGCACUGGAUUAAUCGCAGAAUUAGAAUGGUGGAACCUCAAUCCUCGAACUAAGAGUAAAUCAAGUUGGAAAGGCACUAUCAAACCUUUUUCAGCCCUUGACAACACAGUGAAUCUUACACCGGGUGAUAUUUCGAUACCGUAUGAUAUAGGGAAUUUGGAUCUGGAUGAUCCUCAAGAGAUGAUAGAAUUCUCACAAAGAUCUCAUCGUCAUCAGUUAGAUGCGGAUCGAUCACUCCUUUUCAACUCUCGUCUCACUUCAAAGAACGCCAGAGGUACGGAGACACAAGGAUACGAAUUCGGUAUCAAACAAGAAUCACCGAUUGGACUGAUUUUUUGGGUAUCGAUAAGAGAACGAAAUUACCUAGGAGAUAUCAUUUAA
Messenger RNA from Kwoniella botswanensis, 783 nucleotides. RefSeq lists its product as uncharacterized. The record is from RefSeq and is a predicted model, not a curated record. Lineage: Eukaryota; Fungi; Basidiomycota; Tremellomycetes; Tremellales; Cryptococcaceae. The transcript has a single exon. The coding region runs from base 1 to 783 and encodes 260 amino acids.